This is a messenger RNA of Cuscuta epithymum, 1687 nucleotides long. The record is from the annotation of a GenBank genome assembly. NCBI's taxonomy places the organism in Eukaryota, Viridiplantae, Streptophyta, Magnoliopsida, Solanales, Convolvulaceae.
UUAUUUUCGACCACACCACCCCAACCAAGAGCAAGAAGAGCUCCAGCCACCUCUCACCAUUGUUGAAGGAAGCUCCAACAAGAAGGAAGCUCCAGGGAAGAGUUUAAGUUCUAAAAGUGUACGAAACUCGGGGAAAAACUAGGAACUUGACUUAGAGUAUCUUUGAGCUUCGCCGGAGUUUCGCCGGAGUUGGUCAAAGUUUGCCGGAGUUGGUCAAAGUUAGUCAAAGUUCAACCGGGAAGCGUAGAACGCGCGUAAGCUCACUUAAGGUGAGGAUGACCGACUAUAUUGCUUAUAAUCUUUGGGUUAAUUUCAUGAGAUUCUCUAAAUGAAUAUACAAUGUGAUUUGCAUGGAUUAUUAAUGGUUAAUAAUGCCUAAAUGAAAUUACUAUUGAUUAUAAGUAUAGCUUGCAUAAUAUACAAAUUUAUUGAAUAAAUUGUGUAUGUCUAAAUGUUAUGAAUAUGAUGGCAUGAUAGUAGUAUCAACCAUAAAUCCCAUUUGUGAUAAGUAUACUUUUAUUUCAUGAGAAAAAGCCAUGAAGGAAUAAAGGUGAUAUUUUGAUAUUGAGGCCAAAUUACAUAUUGAAUGAAGAAAUUACAUUGAAAUGAGUAAAUAACUAGUAUUGAAAUAUUAGUUGGAAUUGUAGUUGAAUAAUGGAUGAAUGGAUCCUAGGAAAUUGAAUUGUAAUGAAUCGGUGAUUAUUGAGCUGGGCUCUAGACCGAUGUAGAUAACGGUGAUUAUUGAGCUGGGCUCUAGACCGUAGUAGUUAUCGGUGAUUAUUGAGCUGGGCUCUAGACCGAUGUAGAUAACGGUGAUUAUUGAGCUGGGCUCUAGACCGUAGUAGUUAUCGGUGAUUAUUGAGCUGGGCUCUAGACCGAUGUAGAUGACGGUGAUUAUUGAGCUGGGCUCUAGACCGUAGUAGGUAACGGUGAUUAUUGAGCUGGGCUCUAGACCGUGGUAAGUAAUGACGAAUUGACACUAAACGAAUAAAGUUAACCAUGAUACAAUAAUACCCUAGAUUGAGGGUCUUGGAAAUUGAAACUUUGAUUAUACUUAGUAUAGUUGUCAUUGUACUUGUCAAAUGCUUCCAAGUAUUGACCUCCCCUUCACGGGGGAGGCCACCUCACAGUUUCAGGUAGGACCUGAAGGUUGCUGCCAUCGCCCGCUUGUUUCGGGAAGAUCAAGGAGAGAAGACGUGGUUCGUGCUUCCUCCGUUCCUGUUUUAAAAACAUUUAAAUUAAUGCUCAUGGAUAUUAUAUUUUUGAAUAAUUAUUUGGGGGCUUGUAUGCCCAUGUUUGCCAAGUGUGGCAUGAAUACUUGUAUCAAAUGUUUCCGCUGCUUGAAUGAAUGUUUUACAUUAUGUUUGUUUAUGGAUGUACUAUGUGUGAAUGAUAUCGCAGACGCCUUGUAUAGUAUGGAUGUGUUGGACUGUGGUUGACUAUUCGUACUGUACGGCGGAUUGUUGACGUGUCCGGAUAGGUCCGGGGCGUGACAUUGCUCAUCCUCAUGAGGCUGUUUUAAGGCGUCUUAUCUCUUUGUUUAAUCUUCCAGUUUCUUCCCAUAGUUUCCCAAAUAUUUGUACUUCUUGUCAAUUAGGAAAAAGUCGUCGUUCCCCGCUCCCUACCUCCCAUAUUCCCUCUACAAAACCUUUUGACUUGAUGUAUUCUGAUGUUUGGGGACCGUCUC